AUGGAUUGCACUCCUGAUUCUUCAGGCGAAGAUGACGACGGCCACCAGCAGCAUAGUCGUAAGCGCACCGGCGACGCCGCCACCGAAGCAGAUGACGGUUUCCGGAAGCCACCAAAGAAGAAGGUCUCGAAGCAGCCGCAGCGGCGGCCUGACACGGACGCGGUGCCAACGUCUAACCGCUACGACGUCAUCCAGGACGGCGCGGACGGCGUUCCACCGCCCCAGCAGCAACAGCAACAGCAGGGGGCGCAGCAGCAACCGUCCCAACCUCAGCUGCAGCGGAAGUGCAAACUGCCAAGGGGGGAGGGAAAAGAAAAGUGCGCCAAUUGCAGGGGAGCGCACCCAGCCAGCUACUUAGGAUGUCCUGAGUACAGAGCUGCAAGGGACAGGCAGAGGGGCAAAGCUAUCAAUAAAACCCCGAAUCACAAUAGGAGCAUGCCAGCACCCAGGCCACCCCCCCCACCACCCCAGAGAAGAAACCAGGACACAGUAAGAACACAGGUCUUCGCAUCUACCAAAUAUUCCCGUGCACUUACCGGUGACCCACCCGACCCGCCGAACCACCUACCACCACCACCACACACCAGCAAACAGGUUCCUCAAGCUGAUGGAAGCCCUAGGGAAGUCAGUCCACCACGCCAUCCACAAACCAGUCCGCGAGAAGCAGUCGAGUCUGCUGCAAUCCAGCAACUCGCGUCGUCCAUCCGACUGCUACAGGCACAGAUGACCCAGCUAGUGGGCAUUCUAGCAACAUUGACGCAGCUCCCCGCCGACCUCAGAUCGGCAGCACAGCAGUCGCCUGUAGCAGCGACAGCCACAGGAAAAAUUGUCCCCCACCAUGGAUAG
Messenger RNA from Schistocerca piceifrons (Central American locust), 846 nucleotides. Its product is annotated as pollen-specific leucine-rich repeat extensin-like protein 1. The record is from RefSeq and is a predicted model, not a curated record. The transcript is spliced from 2 exons. Bases 1 to 846 code for a protein of 281 amino acids. Lineage: Eukaryota; Metazoa; Arthropoda; Insecta; Orthoptera; Acrididae.